AUGAUGGUAAUUGUAUCAACUCGCAACGUCGUCUCAUGCAACAUCCUUGAAGUCAACUGCACCGGCAGCCCCCGCGCCAUUGGCCUCACCCACGGCACAGCCGCCAGGUCCUUGGUCCAUGGCUCCCUGGCAUUCUACAAUAUUCUCUUUCAAACAAAAUGUAAAAUGCACUGGUCAGAUGCCAAACUAUUUGCUCGCAAAUUCCACCCUUAUCUAGAGCAGAGUUGGCCUCAGUAUGUUGCGGAAAUGGAAGGCGUUGCCGAGGGCGCUGGAGUCAGCUACGAGGACAUUCUGGCGCUGAAUGUACGAACUGAAAUUGCAUAUGGGGCAUUUAAUGAUGGAUGCACGGGCCUUUCAUGGAAGGGAAAGGGACAAAGUUUGUUGGGCCAGAAUUGGGAUUGGAAUCUCGAGUCGGUCUUCUCUCUACCUCGGCUUCUGCUCUCAGCUGACCAAGAUGAGAGCUCGCUUCAGAUGAUAGCCGAAGCCGGCAUCCUCGGAAAAAUAGGCCUUAACUCCCACGGUGUGGGCUGCACACUUAACGCCAUUACUGCCAACGGAGUUUCAUACAACAAAAUGCCCUGCCACCUGGCUCUGAGAACUAUCCUGGAGUCGACUUCUCGCUCUGCUGCGACGAUUCAGACGCUCGAAGAAGAGGGUGUGGCCAGUUCUUGUCAUCUGCUAGUUGGCGAUGUCACAGGAGGGACAGGGCUGGAGUGUAAUAGAGAGAAUAUUGUGCGGUUGGAAAUGGAUCCGGAGGGCCUGAUAAUGCAUACCAAUCACUACAUCUUACCGCACAACGAAAAAGUGGCCGAAUCCAAAAACUUGCUGCCUGAUACGUGGUAUCGACUAAGGAGGAUUGGCGAGUUAGUGGACGCGGUGAAGAAGGAGGGCCCAAGCAUCAAGUUUGUCGAGGUUGUUCCUCGAUGA
Messenger RNA from Penicillium daleae, 927 nucleotides. RefSeq lists its product as uncharacterized. The record is from RefSeq and is a predicted model, not a curated record. The transcript has 3 exons. Lineage: Eukaryota; Fungi; Ascomycota; Eurotiomycetes; Eurotiales; Aspergillaceae. Bases 1 to 927 code for a protein of 308 amino acids.